GAGCUUGGAGGUGUGUGCGUGUGAAAUUAGGAGAAAAAUCAGCGAGAGCUCCGGCCAACAGUACGCGCACAGAGAGGCAGGAGCGGCUCUCUCGACCGCUGCCCAGACGCUGAGCUCGCUCGCUCACUCACCCGGUCUCUGUGCGCUCCGACCCUUGAGGAAUGAAAGGCGGGAAAGGAGAGCAGCAAAGAGGUCCGCUUCUCCAAACAAGAGGAGGCGAGAGGCGAUUUCUCUCAGAGUGUCUCCAUCGCUCCCUGCCUGGGUCUGACCCCCUAGGCGGCAUCCAAGGGCUGGCAAGCGGCCCCUUGACGCUCAGACUCCCGCCCUUUGCCCCUAGGCAGGAAGUUUCCCGGUGCUAAGCGGGCAGGAGAGGGGCACAGUCAAACGAAUGACCGAAAGUGGCCGUUGGGAAACAGCGGUGCCCGGGACUUGUGCGACUUACCGUUUCGACGCAAGGACCCCCGGCUCGUUUUUUUCUCCCCUCGCCCCUUUCCUGAGGCUGUUCCAAAACAGAAGAGGGAAAGGGCCGUUGCGUUCGGUUUUUGUGGAUUCUUUGGCAGGUGGGCUGGAGGAGAGAGAGGUCCUGGGUUUUGGAAGGGCAUUCUUCUGAAAGAAAGAAAGAUUUCUGUGGGAGGCAAGGCUGUUUGUUGCUUUUGUUUUGUCGAGUUUUCUUUUCCAAGCUCCACAGAGUAUGGACCCAGAGGCUCCUGCCACCUCCGUCUACAUGAACCAUACCUGGGGCUUGCCCUGGCUGGACUCCAAUGCCUCCAGGUCAUCCCUGGAGCAUCACCCGAAGGAGGAGGAUGCUCAUUUCCUCUUUGAAAUUGGCAUUGACAACUUUAUCACCUUGAUUGUCUUUGGCCUCAUUUUUACACUGGGAGUGGUGGGCAACUCCUUGGUCAUCACAGUCCUAGCCAGGAGCAAGCCAGGCAAGCCCCGCAGCACCACCAACAUCUUUGUCCUCAACCUGAGCAUUGCAGACCUGGCCUACUUGCUGUUUUGCAUCCCUUUCCAGUCUACGGUGUAUAUGUUGCCCAACUGGGUUCUGGGCACGUUCAUCUGCAAGUUUAUCCACUAUUUCUUCACUGUCUCCAUGUUGGUCAGCAUUUUCACUCUUUCAGCAAUGUCUGUGGACCGCUAUGUGGCCAUUGUGCAUUCCCGACGCUCCUCAUCCCUGCGAGUGUCCCGCAAUGCACUGUUUGGUGUAGGGGUCAUCUGGCUGCUGUCUAUUGCCAUGGCCUCACCUGUGGCUCACCAUCAGUGCAUCGUCCAACAGGAAACCAUUAAUCAGACUUUCUGCUGGGAAGUGUGGCCCGAUCAACACCACAAGAAAAUCUAUGUGAUCUGUACCUUUGUUUUUGGGUACCUGCUACCUCUGCUGCUCAUCUCCUUCUGUUAUGCUAAGGUCCUCAAUCAUCUGCAUAAAAAGCUAAGGAACAUAUCAAAGAAGUCAGAAGCAUCCAAAAAGAAGACAGCACAAACAGUCCUGGUGGUCGUAGUGGUUUUUGGGAUAUCCUGGCUGCCGCAUCAUGUUGUACACCUCUGGGCUGAAUUUGGAGACUUCCCUCUGACUCAAGCUUCAUUUCUCUUCAGAGUGACAGCGCAUUGCCUGGCUUAUAGCAAUUCUUCUGUGAAUCCUAUUAUAUAUGCAUUCCUCUCUGAGAAUUUUAGGAAGGCCUAUAAGCAAGUGUUUAAAUGUCAGAUUGGUAACAAAUCAUCUCUAAAUGAAGUUAAAGAGAAUAUUGACACACCACCAUGCACUAAUUCAACACAUGUGUGAACAUAAUAAAUGCAUUUAUUUGCAAUUCCAGGUUUUCAUAUGAGUAGACUUGUUUUAAGUAAAAAGCACAAGAGCUCUCAAACUGAGCAAGUAUUUCGAGGUUUACAUUACCAAUUGGCUGAAGUUCUAUUUUGUAAUAACACGUGAUAGGGAAAAGACUGAUUAUGAAAAAAUCUAGGUUCAUAUGAAAAGCAUUCUAAUAUUAUUUUUCUGGAUACUUUUCAAAUGAAGAAUUCUUUAGUUCUUUUAAAAUUAUGCCAGAAAAGUAAGACACAUAUGUAACCAACCUGCUAUAUCUUUAGAAGGAGCGGUAUUAAUUUAUAUCCAGUAUAAUGCUUUUCCUCCUAUACAAACUAAUUCACUGAAACAAAAUCACUAACCUCUACUUAGCUGGGAAUAAAUCCUAUUGAAUUCAAUAGGACCUGCUGUUGAAUAGACAUGGUUAGGAAUACACUGUAAGCUAUUUCUCAAAAUGUGUACUUUAGCAAGGAAAUAAGAUAAAAGUAAUAGGUACCUGACAAUAGAAAUGGUAUGUGCUUCAAAGUUUAUCUGUCCAGACCAUGCAACAGGCCCAUGUAAUUAAUACAGUAUUUACACAAUCAUCCCAAUCCAGAGAAUGUACAAAUGUAGAUAAUGGGUGCUCUGCUAUUGAAUAUACUGAUUUUUAAAAGUAGGAUCAGGGUCAGUACACACUGAGUUGAUCUAAAAGAGCAGCUGGUUUCAUAUGACACCUACUAGCCAUUCCAGUUGCAAUUCUAUUUGACAAAUUUACAGGGCGCAUCCUUUACAGGGUAUGAAUUAUUGUUAUGUGAAAGCUUCUAUGAAAACCCUAUCAAGUCAUGGAAAACGUUUUUUUAAAAUAUAAUAAAAUAAUCUAUAUUUGCUUAGGCUGUGCUUGAAGGCUGGGAUUCAGAUCAAUUUUGCAGAUGUGAGUGGGCAGCUUCCCUUAGAGCCCUGUUACCAGGGGCCAUUUGCCCAUUCCUAUCUACUGUCCCACCAUCACUGUUUUGAAUGUAAUGCACAAAAUGUUCUGAAAGAUGUUGGACAAUGGUGAUGGAAUGGCAAGAUGAAAGGCUAGAAAAAAAGUAGAGCAGGGGGCAGACAACAGGGGGCAGUGCCAAAGCUGUAAGCAUAGCCCUAAUAUUUGCACAUAAAUGUCAUGCACUUUACUUUUACUAUUACUUAUACACAGACUACAGGAAAUGUUUUUAGUUUCUUGGGCAGAGUUAUACUUCACUUUUUCUAUGUGAAAAGCUCACUCAUUGUUACCAGUUCACUGAUGCAUUCAGCUGAAAGAGCUUAUUGUUGUUAGCCUGUGUGUUAAAAAAGGAAGAAUAGGCUAAAUGAAAUAUCAUCCUCAAUAGGUUUUACACAUUUCUGAGUGAUGAAUGACACAGCAUGAAUGUCAUUUUUGAAGAUUUUUCACACAUUCAGAAAUUAAGCACAGCACAAUCACAAAACUAAGGCUUUUAAAAAAAUAUGAAAGCUGUACGUAAGACUUUAAUUGAAGUAAACUACUGACAAUAUUGAAGGCAAGGAAGUGCAAACGGAACUGGCUGGAAUUUGAAUAGACAGAUUUCCACAAAAAGCUGUUUUUCAUGGCCAUCAAAACAUAAUGGAAACAAAAAUCUACAUUCAAUUUUUGCACAUUCUUAGUAUUUUGGUUGUCAAAGGAGUAAUGUAGUCUCCUGUGAAUUUUACCCAUUAAUAAAUGACUAUUAUGUUAUAUUAUGUUCCUGUUAGGUUACAACUAUGGUAGCGGUGAGCAAAUGUGUCAGUUCCAUUAUCACAAGAACGAGAUGGGAAACUUGGCAUGGGGAAGCAUCUAAACUAGGUCAUGUUAAAAGACUUGUGGCACAAUUGUGUACAUGUUUACUUGGAAGUAAACCCUACUUUGUUCAAUGGGGCUAACUCCUAGAUAAGUGUACAGAGAACUGUAGCAUAAGACUGGAGUCCUAAGGAUGCUUAGCAGGGCAUAAGCCCCAUUAAACACAGUGGUGCUUCCUUCAAAGCAAAUGUAAAUAGGAUUACAUGGACCUCAACAAAAUCAUCCCCUUACUAAACAAGUAUAGUAGGAGUUACUGUUGUAAAGAAGCUGUAUGUCAGUAAACAGGGCAGUAUAGGACAUAGGUUAUAAUUUCAAACUUUUGUGUUCGGUUUAUGACAACGUGAAGGAAAUUAUUGUGGAACAAUGUUUUGUGAUGGAUAUCCUCAUAGAAAUAUUUUAUAAAAAUAUACAAGCAAAUCAUCCUGGAGCAUCAAGCCUUUACCAACAAGUUUAGUUGGAUGUGACUACUAUGAAACAUUGUUUCCAGACCUUACUUAGCAUAAAAUUUGUUGUUGGGGGUAUGGGGGAGUUGCAUAUUUAUUUUUAUUUAUUUUCCAUUGUAACCUUUCCCAUCCCAAGACAUCAAGGUGAACAACAAAACACUAAAUCUAUUGCAACCAAUUCCAUUAGUAUGCAAAAAUACUAAUGGAAAAUAAAAAAAUGAGUUAAUUUUUUCCAUGCCCAAUUAAACCCAAUGUUGUGCUAUUCAAACUUAAAGGAGGCCCACCUUAGCAAGCACAGGAUGCCUGAACGGGGAUGACAAAGUUCUAGGGAACUCUAGCAGAUCUAAUCUUCUUCCCCCAGGGAAAUCACACCAAGGCCCAUUAGAUAGUAGGAAUAUCUCAUCAUCCCAACCUUAUUUGGAAAGAAGGGAGCUUAGGAAGACCUGCCAUUUUCUGCUAACCAUGGUAAUUUUUAAGCAAUUUUGGGAUGAGGUAAGAGAUGCUAUGUCAGCACCCACCACCCUUGAGCAGCAGCUGCUCAGACCCAAAUACCCUGGCAAAGUCCGCUGUUGGUGCUUGCCCUGACCUCUGUAAGUCUACCCACCAUUUAAAUUUCCCACAAUGCUUAUGAGCAAUUAAAAUGGCAGCUGCCAGAAGCUGCAUGGACUGCUGUUUCCAUGGCCUUAUAGUCUCCUUCCAACUGUACUAUUCUAUGAUUCCAUCCACUACCAGGUAAGUCCACCAAGGUCCACUACUGGAGGAGAGGGCUGAUACUUUUCCAGCGCUCUUUCAAAUGUGGGUCUAGCUUGGUGCUCCAUUCUAUUCCUGUUCUAAUCAUGUUUUGGAUCAAUACUCUGGUCCACAGAUCCUCACACGCAGCAACAAGCCACAUUGAUCCACAGGAAAAAAUCAAUAGAUUAUUGGUGUUGGCUUGUUGGGGACACAAGGUAAAGUUUGUUUCUAGGGGUGUAUCACAUUUCUUUUGGGGGUCAGGGGGGAUAUCCUAGCCAUAAAAAUAUGCAGAGUAAGGGCUUAGUAGCCUUUUAAAGAAUUAUUUGGCACAACAAUCAUGUUUAGUGAUAUUUUAUAAAGAUUUCAAUGAAGUAAACUAAUAUUUUCAUGAAGCUAUCAUCCUACACUAUCUUGAGCAAUUCAAGUAAUUCAGAUGAAAGAAACUGAUUGGUUUAUGACCAUCAUUCAGUUCUGCACAGCUCCAAAAUAUUAAUUUUUGCAUUUCUGCAUCUCAUAACUUGUCCAAGGAAAUAUUUCCAACAUGUGAAAAAAUAAAUCAGUGAAAAGAGAGGAUUACCACAAAGGUGAGAUUUUGUUCAGAACUGUGCCUAAACUGUCCCAAGAUUAUUACUGCAGUGGUUUUCGAGAUCCUCCAAAAGAACACAUUGCCUUGUGUUCUUAUUGUAUAAACUUUCAUGUGGCAUGUCGCAUUUCCCAUAAGCAGGCAUUUCUUUAUCGAUAGAAAAUAAAGGCACUAUCCAUGGACUUCCAUGUGUGCAGCUUCCUUCCUCUCUUUCCUCCAUCCAUCUCCCCAUCCGAGUACCUAAAAAUGUAUCUGCCAUUACCUUCAGUGAGGGGGAGUAGGUAUCUGUGCUCACUUUCCGUAUAUAGAGGUAGACGUUCAACUUCUUGCCAAGGCUGUGUAUGCUCCACUCUUUUCAUUAGGAUAAAUUUUGCACUUAGUUCCCAUUGAAGUCAAUGGGACUUGAUUUAAAUAAUGACUAACAUAGUGUUUGAUUUCAGUGGAGCCCAUUUUGAACUAAUUUGGCCUGAAAUCCUAAAUGCACUUACCUAGGAGUAAGUACUGAACACAGUGGAACUUCUGAGUAGAUAAGCAUAUGAUCCAACCCAUUGUUUUACAUGUAGUAAAUCAUUGUACAAUAAAUUAAACUUUAAAGUUAUUAUCUGAUAACCUAUUUUUUUCCUUUUGCAAAUGAAUAAUUUGCAAAUUACUAUUUUAAGGAAUGCACUGUUUUUUAAAGCGUUUCGGUGAACAAUUGUUACAUUCAAUAUAUAGCCUAUGCUGAGAGUGGGGGAAAACAAAUGUACAAUUCCAACAUUAUGAAUGUAUUCAUUUUAUUAUUUUAUAGCUACAGCUGCUCAAGACUCUGCUCUUGUUACAUAUUACUUAAAUAUAU
Molecule: messenger RNA, 6201 nt
Organism: Rhineura floridana
Lineage: Eukaryota; Metazoa; Chordata; Lepidosauria; Squamata; Rhineuridae
Gene: GALR1
Product: galanin receptor 1
Exons: 3
Coding region: 692-1780 (362 amino acids)
Biological process (GO): G protein-coupled receptor signaling pathway; positive regulation of cytosolic calcium ion concentration; negative regulation of adenylate cyclase activity
Cellular component (GO): membrane
Molecular function (GO): galanin receptor activity
Source: RefSeq, a predicted model, not a curated record